UUGUUAGCUACCCGCUUGAUUCGAUCCGAUUCGAGUCGAUUCGAACCGAUUCGAGUCGAUUCGAACCGAUUCGAACCGAUUCGAACCGAUUCGAGUCGAUUCGAACCGAUUCGAACCGAUUCGAACCGAUUCGAACCGAUUCGAACCGAUUCGAACCGAGUCGAUUGUUAGCUACCCGCUUGAUUCGAACCGAUUCGAACCGAUUCGAACCGAUUCGAGUCGAUUCGAUUCCCUUCCCUCCAUUUUUUUUUUUAAAUUUUUAAUAAAAAUCUGGAAUGAAAAAUUGGGGUUUUCGCCUUCACAGUUACUUCUGGGUGGUUACUAAGCCUAAGCCUUUUUUAACAGUGUUAAAAAUUUUCUUUCAAUUUUUUUAGCUUUAAAGUUGCUUCUGGGUGGCUUACUAAGCUUUUUUACAUUUUUGGAUUUGUCCAAAUCUGUAACUUUUUUAAAAAAAUUUUUGUUAGCUACCCGCUUGACUCUUGUUAGCUACCCGCUUGAUUCGAUCCGAUUCGAGUCGAUUCGAACCGAUUCGAGUCGAUUCGAACCGAUUCGAACCGAUUCGAACCGAUUCGAGUCGAUUCGAACCGAUUCGAACCGAUUCGAACCGAUUCGAACCGAUUCGAACCGAGUCGAUUGUUAGCUACCCGCUUGAUUCGAUCCGAUUCGAGUCGAUUCGAACCGAUUCGAGUCGAUUCGAACCGAUUCGAGUCGAUUCGAUUCCCUUCCCUCCAUUUUUUUAA
Caenorhabditis angaria is the source of this 740-nucleotide messenger RNA. Lineage: Eukaryota; Metazoa; Nematoda; Chromadorea; Rhabditida; Rhabditidae. The record is from the annotation of a GenBank genome assembly.